Messenger RNA from Sporothrix brasiliensis 5110, 2781 nucleotides. RefSeq lists its product as uncharacterized. The transcript has a single exon. The record is from RefSeq and is a predicted model, not a curated record. Gene Ontology annotation, biological process: DNA-templated transcription; regulation of DNA-templated transcription. Lineage: Eukaryota; Fungi; Ascomycota; Sordariomycetes; Ophiostomatales; Ophiostomataceae. Gene Ontology annotation, molecular function: zinc ion binding; DNA binding; DNA-binding transcription factor activity, RNA polymerase II-specific. The coding region runs from base 1 to 2781 and encodes 926 amino acids.
AUGUCACAAGUCGUGCCUGUGCCUUCUCCUUUGCUGGCGUCCUUGCCGUCGGCCGUGCCUUCCCAGAGCUCGAGGGCUGUUGCCGCCACCGGAGCACCCUCCGAACCACGCGUCCUCGCGUGUGUCAUGUGCCAGCAGCGCAAGGUCAAGUGCAACCGCAAGUUCCCCUGCAACAACUGCAUCCGGCUCGGCGUCUCGUGCGUGCCCGCCACCCUCAAUCCACGCCGCCGGCGCCGCCGUUUUCCCGAGCGCGAGCUGCUCGACCAUGUGCGGCGCUGCGAGGCGCUGCUACGGCAGAAUCAUGUGCGCUUCGACUCGCUCUUUGAAGAGGCCGUGGGCGGAUCUGACGCUGAACGUGACGGCGAUGAAAUCGACCGCGGAAAGAACACCAAUAAAGCGUCCCACGAUGCAGCGUCGUCUCUGGCGGCCCUUCGGCGGGGUCAAGGCGCCAGUCGAGGCAGACAAGGAGGCCGUGGAGGUCAUGGAGAGGACGACUCGGAGAUGGUGCUAGACUCUGACGGCGACGAGGCUAGAGUGGUUGGAAGCGCGGCCAAGGCUGCCUUCUCGGAUGCUGGACCUUCAUCUAUGCUGCCUGCCACGACACCAACACCAGGCACAGAGGUGGAACGCCGUGCCGAAGCCAACAACUUCUGGAAGGCGAUCCGCAAAGGUUUCCAUGACCCAGCCAAUGGCGGAGCCAGCCACGACCGCAACACAGCCACCGCCGCAGGCUCCACCAAUGCCGGCACAAACAACAGCGACAACUCCCGGGGCCAUGUCGACGGCAACAGCUCCGACUCUGAAACCGAGUCUGAGAUCCGCAACAGCAGUUCUGCGCUGCGCCAGAUGUGGGCGCGCCAGCUGGGCAGCACCGGCAGCCUGUUUUUUCGAGGACCGCAUUGGACGCUGGCCAAUGUGACGGCCCUCCAUCCAGGCCCUGUCCAGAUUUUUCGUUUGUGGCAGAUCUACCUCCAAAAUGUCGAUCCAUUGCUCAAGAUCACACACACGCCGAGCCUCCAGGGCCAGAUUGUUGAGGCCACUAGCAAUCUCGAGGGAAUCAGCCCGAACCUCGAGGCCUUGCUGUUUAGCAUAUAUUGUGUUGCUGUCCACAGUAUGUCGCCGUCCGACUGCCAGACCGCCUUUGGAACGUCCAAAGACGCGCUGCUGGCCACCUACCAGCCGGCCUGCGAACAGGCACUGCUCAACAGCGGCUUUCUGCGGACGUCCGAGCGCGACUGUCUCGCCGCCUUCUUCCUGUACCUCAUCUCCCUUGGCCACUCCAUCGACCCGCGCUCGUUGUAUGCCAUGCUCGGUGUGGCCAUGCGCGUUGCCCAGACCAUGCAGAUCAACAACGAAGUCGGGCCCGGCGCCCGCCUGGCGCCCCUCGAGGCCGAGAUGCGCCGUCGCCUCUGGUGGGCCAUGGCCCUCUUUGACUCGCGCAUCAGCGAGUUGGCCAACCACAGCCCGGCCAUGCUGGACCCGACCUGGGACUGCCGCCUGCCAUUGAACGCCAACGACUUCGAUUUUAGACCCGAGCUCAAGGAGCCGCCCGUGUCAGUUUCGGCAGCUGGUGGUCGUGCUGCCGUGUCGUCUGAAGCGCUGUUUGCCGUUGUGCGCAGCGAGCUCGGCAACGCCAUGCGGCACGCUGAAUACUACCUGGCGCUGUCAAACCCAGCCCUCAAAUGCAUGGCGAGGGACCGCGAGUACGUCGUUCAGGGUAACGCCAACAACCGAAACAGCAGCCGAACAGGCCGGCUUCCCGAAUUUGCCGAAGUCAACGCCCUCGAAGAUCUGAUUGAAGACAAGUAUCUACAAUACUGCGACCCGGCUAACGGCCUGCACUACAUGACCAUCUGGAUGGCCAAGGGCUUUAUUGCCAAGUGCCGCUUGAUCAAAUACUUCUCGCGCUAUGCCAACGGUGGACCGGCGAGCGCCGGCGUGGCUGCGAGCACGCCGACUUCUUCGUCUAGAUCCACCGGCAGUGGCACACCCUCGUCCAUCAAUCUCACUACGACAUCGUCCUCCGAAGCCUUGCGUGACUGUGCCCUCGCCGACGCACUUACCGUUAUCGAGAGUGACACCAACAUUAUGACCUCGCCCCUUACAAGUGGUUACCGCUGGCUGCUGCACCUCUACUUCCCGUUACCGGCCUACAUCUUUAUCACACAAGAACUGGCCAGCCGUAUUGGCGGUGCCCGGGCCACUCACGCCUGGGUUGCUAUGAACGACAACUACGAAGCUCGUUUCGCUCUGAGCGACAGCGAAGACCGUUACAUGUUCAAGAUGUUUGCCAGCACCAUCCUGCAGGCCUGGGACGCCUGUGAGGCCCGGUCGAGAGCCUCCGGUAAAAUGGAAUGCGAGGAUGGACCUGUGCCCCUGCCCCAGAUGAUUGUCCGCAUUCGCGCGCAGCUGGCGGAGGCCAGCCGCGACCGGACCGCCACGGAAAUUCCGGCAACGACCGACAUUACGUCUCUACAGUCGGGCGGAGGAAGUGUGCACGGCAAUGGGGUCUCGGGCGCCUUGAGUGGCGCAUUUGCCACAACCUUGUCCAUGGACUUGGUUGGAGGUGACGACGGUGGUCUGACGGCCUCACUGUUUAGCGGACCACCACCGCCCGGAAGCGGAGCGCCGAGUGCCUUUGGCGAUGCAAGUCCACCAGCACCACCAUUGUUUACAGGUCCUAAUUUUGGCGCACCCGGCUUUGGCUUGGGCAAUAUGGGCAACUGGCCGCAGAUGCCGAUGCCUUGGGGCUGGGGCCCACGUCCACCUUGGGGUGGAUAA